AUGAAAAUGCUUCGCUUUCUUCUCUUCAUUCUCCAUUUCUCUCACUUUACCAAAGGGAAGAAACCAAUCACUUCAUCAUCUUCAUCCUCCACAGACCUUGUAAGUACAUCUUGUUUCCAUGCAAGUUACCCAAAUAUUUGCAUUAAAACCCUCUCAUCUUAUAACUAUGUCAUUAACACCCCCAAAGAUUUAGCAAAAGCAGCUGUUAAUGUCAGUUUUUCAAGAGCCAAAAAAGCUUCCAAUUUCCUUAUCAAACUGAAAUUACAAAGCAAGAGAGAAAAAGGGGCACUUAUUGAUUGUAUAGAGCAAAUAGGUGACUCAAUGGAUGAGCUAAGAAAGGCUCUUUCUGAGCUAAAACAUUUGCACAAAGGAAAUGGUUUUAAGUUGCAAAUGAGUAAUUUGGAGACUUGGGUUAGUGCUGCUUUGACAAAUGAAGAUACUUGUCUAGAUGGUUUCAAAGAAAUUAAUGGAAAAGUUAGAUAUGAUGUGAAGAGAAAGAUUACUAAUGUUGCUAAGGUUACUAGUAAUGCUCUCUACCUCAUCAAUCAACUUGACGUUAGAAGCUAG
This is a messenger RNA of Nicotiana tabacum (common tobacco), 567 nucleotides long. RefSeq names its product pectinesterase inhibitor 3-like. Gene Ontology annotation, molecular function: enzyme inhibitor activity. The record is from RefSeq and is a predicted model, not a curated record. NCBI's taxonomy places the organism in Eukaryota, Viridiplantae, Streptophyta, Magnoliopsida, Solanales, Solanaceae. Gene Ontology annotation, biological process: negative regulation of catalytic activity.